CUUCCGAGGUGGCAAAUGUCCAGCUCCAAGCCACGGAGGUGACCAGCGUCCAGGUCCAAGCCCUGCCACAGCCCUUGGAUGUCACCAGCAUCCAGCUCCAAGCCGGUGAGGUGACCAACGUCCAGCUCCAAGCCCUGCCGCAGCCCUUGGAUGUCACCAACAUCCAGCUCCAAGCCGGCGAGGUGACCAACAUCCAGCUCCACGCUCUGCCACAACCCUCGGACGUCGCCAACAUCCAGCUGCAGGCUGCGGAGGUGACAAACGUCCAGCUGCAAGCCCUGCCACCCCCCUUGGAUGUCACCAACAUCCAGCUCCGAGCCCUGCCACAACCCCCGGAGGUCACCAACAUCCAGCUGCAGGCCACCGAGGUGACAAAUGUCAAGGUCCAAGCCCUGCCACAGCCCUCCAAGGUGACCAACAUCCAGCUCCACGCUCUGCCACAACCCUAGGACGUCACCAACAUCCAGCUGCAAGCCCUGCCGCAGCCCUCAGAGGUGUCCGGCGCCCAUCUCCAGGCCACGGAGGUGACAGAUGUCCACCUCCAGGCCACAGAGGUACCUGACGUCCAGCUGCAGACCGCAGAGGUGACAAAUGUCCAUCUCCAGACCACCAAGGUACCUGACAUCCAUCUCCAAACCACGGAGGUCCCCAGUGUCCAUCUCCAGGCCACGGAGGUGCCCGACAUCCAGCUCCAGGCCAUGGACGUGCCCGAUGUCCAGCUCCAGGCCGUGGAGGUGCCCAGCAUCCAGCUGGAGACCACAGAGGUUCCCAGUGUCCAUCUCGAAACCACUGAGGUGCCCAACAUCCAUCACCAAACCGUGGAGGUUCCCAGCGUCCAUCUCGAGGACGCAGAGGUGCCCACCGUCCAUCUCCAAGUCACAGAGGUGCCCGGCAUCCAUCUCCAGACCGCAGAGAUGACCAGUGUUCAUCUCCAAGACACCGAGGUGUCCGGUGUCCAUCACCAAGUGGUGGAGGUGCCCAACAUCCAUCUCAAGAUCACAGAGGUGCCCAACAUCCAACUCAAGACCAUGGAGGUGACCAACGUCCGUCUCCAGGCCGCUGAGGUGCCCAACAUCCAACUCAAGGCCGUAGAGGUGCCCAGUGUCCAACUCAAGGCCAUGGAGGUGCCCAGCGUCCAUCUCCAGGGUGCUGAGAUGCCCAACAUCCAACUCAAGGCCGUAGAGGUACCCAACGUCCAACUCAAGACCGUAGAGGUGCCCAGUGUCCAUCUCCAGGCCGCUGAGGUGCCCAACAUCCAACUCAAGGCCAUAGAGGUGCCCAAUGUCCAGCUCAAGGCCAUGGAGGUGCCUAGUGUCCAGCUCAAAGCCAUGGAG
Messenger RNA from Eurypyga helias (sunbittern), 1334 nucleotides. RefSeq names its product zonadhesin. The record is from RefSeq and is a predicted model, not a curated record. Lineage: Eukaryota; Metazoa; Chordata; Aves; Eurypygiformes; Eurypygidae. The transcript has 4 exons. The annotation marks the transcript as partial.